GUACGUCUUGAGCGCGAGGUGUAUACACAACAAGGGGGAGAGAAUCACCGUUGACUACAAGAGCAGACGAAUACAAGGCUGUAAGAUACUUGUAAAGGCCAAAAGGAUACUUGCACAGGUCUCGAGCUUGACCUUCAAUUCCAGCUCCUAUCUUUGUUGAAAGGUGUCAGGGGCGGAUCCGAACUUAAAAGAAACAGGGAGCACGGUGUUUUGAUUGACAAUGGAGGUAACUGAGGAGCAGGCGUCACAAGACAGGUUCUGGGACUGUAACACAAGCACCCCGAUGCACAAUUGCACGGAACGUUUGCUGGAGUACCCCACGCCAGAGGCUAUCGCCGUUCCGUGCGUCUUCGCUGUCAUCCUGGUCGUCGGCCUGAUUGGAAAUCUGCUGCUCAUUUUGUCGUUCGCGCAGCACAAGUCUUUAACCACGACGCAUAACAUGUUGGUGGUCAACCUGGCCUCCGGCGACUUCAUCUUCCUGAUCGUCUCCCUCCCUUUCAACUCGAUUUGGUACACGCUCUCCUACUGGCCCUUCGGUCUGGUGCUGUGCAAGUUGAGCUUCUUCGCGGAGAGCCUGGCCACCACUGUCGUGGUCGCGACGCUGUCGGUGCUAAGCGUGGAGAGGUGUCUGAUAGUCAUGGGGAAAAAGCUGUGGCGUCAUCAGCGAAGGGAGCCCAUCCUCUUGACGUUGGGCAUAUGGGCUUUGGCCAUUGCCGUCUCCAUGCCGACGCUCCUGUCCGCCACGAUCAGCUCCACGACGUCCAGCGAGAAGUACGUCAAGCAGGUGUGCAGCAUCUACGACACCAAGUGGGGGAUGCUCUACGUGAAAAUCCACGUCGGACUUCGAUUCGUCAUCUUGUUUUGUCUCCCUUUGCUGGUCAUCGCCGUGGCCUACUCAGUUAUAGCAGUACACCUGCUUCUCAGAGCGUUUCCGUUAUCAGACAGAAGGCGCCUGGCGGGUAAUCAAAACUCCAAAUACCAAAACUCCAUUAAGUCUGAACUAAAAGGGCAAGACCCGAAUAGCCCCAAAAAGCAACAAGAGGUGAAUCAUAAGCCAGAGGAGGACAUUACCACUGGAAACGGUAUAGAAGACAACACCGCAAAGUCCAAAGAAUGUCUUAUUGAUCCCAAAAGCAAGGUUGGAACUCGAAACCACACAAGCACGGAAAAGAGUACUAUCGAUCGUAAACCGUCAUCGGAAAUCAGCCAGUCCACUCAAGUGUGCCCCAACAGCUUCGUCUACACAGGACCUAUUCCCACAAUGGAUGUACCGUACCAGCGUAAAACGAUCGCAAGCGACACGACGGGAAAACCUGAAGAUACAAAUAACACACUGUCCCCGACGGCCUCUCCCAAGCUAUCGAAAGAGACGACCCCUCUGACGACAGAGGUGAGGCUAGUGGGGACCAAGUUCGCCCAGCCCGGUCGUCCGCAGUCAAUGGUCAACAAACGACGCCGACUGGCCCUGACAGUUCUCAUGCUCAUUCUGGCGUUCGCUCUUUGCUGGACCCCAAGGCACGCAUACUUCCUCUGGUACUUCCUUCACCCCAACGGAUCUUACAACAGUUUCUGGCACAUCUUCCAGAUAGUUGCGUUCUGUCUCUCCUUCUCCAACUCAGCGGUCAACCCACUGGUCUUUUAUAUCCUAGACAACAAGUUUCGGUCAUACGUCCACUCGUCCCUGUGCGCUAUCUGCUGGAAAUGCUGCAAGCGCGGCCAGGCCCCGGGCACAGAGGCUAUCAUUACGCUUGGGGAGCGAGACUACAACGCCACUGUGGCGCCCACCAAAUCGAAAGAGAGCGUAACGCAGCUUUAAUAGAGAAAAAAAAAAAGCGACUUUAGGGACAAUAAACUUUUGCGGUCACACACCGGUAUAAGUGGGAUCAAUACGUCCGAAACAAAUCACUAUGCUAACAAAAGCCAUAGAUAAAAAUCAUUUGUGCAAAUCGGACAAAGCUCAAUAGACCGGAUACUGACUUUUAUUGAUCGCCUGGAACUAAUCACUGUAGAAAUCGAAUCGAUUUCAGACUUUCUGCUAUCAGUCAAGUUUUUCGAAGUGCUCUCCCCUAGCAUAAAGAUAGCUAUUGAAAAAAAAAAGUUAUUUUUAGCUCACGACAGAAUUCAACCAUCAUAAAACUAGCAGACCUACUGACAACUGCAAUACACAAACUAAAGCCAAAAGUUUUAUUAAAUCUAGCUUGUUCUGAUUACUUGAGCAACCCAACACCUUCAACUUUACAAAUACUCUACUUUACAAAUACAGUUAUUUAGCAGUAAUAUCGUUGUUCAAAUACUGUACAGCUUCUUUGUAAAAACGAUGGGACUAUUUGUGUUACCGACUACUUUUUUGAUGUAUAUAUCAUGCGUUACAUACUUCAUUCUAUUAAUAUACAAACUCUUAAAACUUUCUUUUGAGUUGAAUCAAAUAUGGUAUAAGCUUAUAUGGAAAUGUUAAGGAACGAAGGAGUAUCUGCAGCAUUCAUUAUGAUAUUAACUUUAAAAAGUUGAACUAUCGAGGGGGCGUUGCGUACAAUUUUAAUCCAAAUCGGAGCUUAAAUUUGCCGUUGUGGAACGCCAUCACUUAAACCAGCUACAGCUAGAUGGAUUUUAGGCGGUCUCUUUGUGAACAGCGCCACCUAGAGGCAUCUUAGGCUGUACCUUUGUGAACAGCGCCACCUAGAGGCAUUUUAGGCUGUACCUUUGUGAACAGCGCCACCUAGAGGCAUUUUAGGCUGUACCUUUGUGAACAGCGCCACCUAGAGGCAUCUUAGGCUGUACCUUUGUGAACAGCGCCACCUAGAGGCAUCUUAGGCUGUACCUUUGUGAACAGCGCCACCUAGAGGCAUCUUAGGCUGUACCUUUGUGAACAGCGCCACCUAGAGGCAUUUUAGGCUGUACCUUUGUGAACAGCGCCACCUAGAGGCAUUUUAGGCUGUACCUUUGUGAACAGCGCCACCUAGAGGCAUCUUAGGCUGUACCUUUGUGAACAGCGCCACCUAGAGGCAUCUUAGGCUGUACCUUUGUGAACAGCGCCACCUAGAGGCAUCUUAGGCUGUACCUUUGUGAACAGCGCCACCUAGAGGCAUUUUAGGCUUUACCUUUGUGAACAGCGCCACCUAGAGGCAUUUUAGGCUGUACCUUUGUGAACAGCGCCACCUAGAGGCAUUUUAGGCGGUCUCUUUGUGAACAACACCACCUAGAGGCAUCUUAGGCUGUACCUUUGUGAACAGCGCCACCUAAUAACAUUUUAGGUCGUUUCAGAGUGAACAGCGCCACCUAGAAGCAUUAUAGGUCGUCUCAUUAUGAACAGGGUCAACUUGAGGCAUUUUAGGCCGUACCAUUGUGAACAGCGCCACCUAGAGGCAUUAUAGGUCGUCUCAUUAUGAACAGCGCCACCUACUUGUGUUUAACCAAGGACAACUUCAACAAAAUUUCAUUUAACGUGCUGAUACUAAUGAUCCUAGAAGCAAUAUUUACAAUAUGUUUUCAUUUGUUAUGUAUACCAUGUUCGGUCAACCCGCAACCCCAUGGGAUAGACAUACGGAUAUUAAAAGGCUUAAGAUACAUUUCAAGCGAGGGAAAUAAUUCUAACCAAACUGUGGUUAUCUUUCAUGGAAGAUGGCAUUUAAGUCCUUUCGUGUUCAUAAGAUUGAUAUCUUCAGUAAUAAUCGUUAUAGACAGGGCAAGGGUCCCUAACCCCGAACACUUUCAUUAACCUAUUAUAAAAUUAUAAUCAAUUUAAUAAUUAAUUUUAUGAUUUGUUUUGUUCCAUUUAGCUUCCAUGUAAUGGAGAAUGUAAGAGCGCCCUCUAGGGACUAGCUCGCUUGCGUUAGCCAGUAUCCAUUAGCCAAGGUGGUGUCAUGAUGUCCAGAGAUGAGAGGUUGGACACAUGAAGAAAGCUGCUCAAGACAGUUGUAGACAGUUGAAGACAGUUAAAGGCAGUUGGAUGAUCAACAAACGUCAUUUCUGAAUUUAUGUGUUAUUUUUUUGGUUUCAAUAUUAUUUUGUGACCAUUUUUUUUCUCGUUCAUAUGUCAUGGAGCAGACGUAAAAUCUCUCAGCGAAGUUGCCAACCUCGUUUUCAGAAUGUCACAUGAUAAGCGCGUGACGCCGCUACAUGCUGGCUACAACAAUAUGUUAUAGUGAUAGUUUUUGUCAGCAUUAUUUCAUACGGAACCAGGCUGGCCAGAUUUACUGCAGUUCAGAGAGUCAGUGCUAGAUCCUCUUAUAGAAAACACAAGUUAAGGAUGGGUCAUCCCCCCAUGAAGAUGGUUCCAUAGAUAUCUACAACCAUUUUGAAGAAUACGCUUUUAAAAAAUAACCUAAUGUUGAUUACAAGGGGGCCCCUUAACGUCAAUAGCUUAGGGCCUUAUCACGUCUAAAUCCUGUCUCACAGACAAUGUAUCCGCACAGGGCCUCACUUUAAAUGAAGGUCCACCGACAAAUUAAAAUGUAAAAAUAUUGUUUAAUGUAUAUACUUUAAAAACAUAAAAUAUAAAAAAGAAGGACAAAUAUAUUCAAAAGUACAUGUACCUAUUACGCGUCAUUCACCUUUGUAUUAAUUAGCGCUAUCUUGUUAAAGUCAGAGUCGGCCAUCCACUACUAGAUUGUCAAAUCCAGCUCUGGUCAUAAAUGUAUUAACCUAUCGUUUGUCCAUACAAAAUUCAUUGUAAACAUUUAUAUAUAGUCAAAUACGGUUAAUCGGAGAAGCCGGAUAUUGGGGCCUGGUCAAUGGCAUUACUGUGUGGUAUAAAUUACCAGAGCAGACAGCAUAAUAUCAAUCGUUUUGUGUUUUCCAUGUGGUUAAGAACAUUAUUAAUGUAUAUUUGUAAUUAUAUUUUGUUACCUUUUGUUAUAUAUUGUUACAUGCCUCUAUUGUUGAUGUGAAAAUUAAUACGUUUGUCAGGACAACUCAAUGAUAAUUUUUUAGUCUUAAAAAUGGUUUAUAUACAGCCGUUUCAUUAUAUAAUUUGUUGUAAUGCGCAUAAUCAAUACCUUACCUUUACCUAUCCCUUAGUCUGUUGGACCGUUGGGGCACCAGGCAAGAUUUGUCGACCGUCUUUCUCCAUUCCUCCCUUUUUUUUUGCCUUGUUUAGAACCUCUCUCAACGGCAGGCCCGUCCAUUCUUUAAUGUUGUCCUCCCAUCGCUUUUUCUGUCUGCCUCUUCUUCUUUUCCUGGCACUGUUCCCUGAAGGAAGGUCUUUGCGAGCCCCGUUGAUCUUGUAAUGUGGCCAAAGGUUUUAAGCUUUCGUCUUUUUACAAUAGUUAGCAGGUCGUCAUGGGCUCCGAUCGCUACAGUAACCCUGUCUCUAAUCUCUUGGUUUGUGAUGCGGUCUUUGAAUGUAAUGCCUAGGAUCCUUCUGUAGCAUCUCAAUUCCAUUGAAAGGAUCCUCCUCUCAAGCUCUGCAUUCAACGUCCACGACUCGCAAUCAUAUAAAAAUGUGGCCAUGACCAGAGAGCGCAUCAGUCUGAUUUUGGUGCCGAGGGCUAAGCCCUUAUCUUUCCAUAUUAUUUUAAGUUUUGAAAGGGCUGCUGUGGACUGUGCUAUUUGGGCCAAUAGUUCGGGUUUUGUCCCCUCACCUGAGACAAUUGCUCCGAGGUAUUUGAAGCUGUUAACACUAGUUAGCUUUUCACCUCCAAUACUGAUGCCUCUUUUAAAGCCCUGAUGGCUAUUGGUCAUAAUUUGAGUUUUUUCGGCAUUUAUUUGCAUGCCAUAUGCUGCGGAAGUCUUGUCAAUGCGCAUCACCAGGUCAGCUAGUUCUUCUUCUGUCCCUGCUAGGCCAUCAAUAUCAUCUGCGAAGCGCAAGUUAGUAAUUCUUCUUCCUCCAAUGCUAACAGUACCUUCAUAGCCCUCGAGGGCAUCUUCCAUUAUCCUUUCAAGGAAGAUAUUGAAGAGUGUUGGUGACAGUAGGCAGCCUUGUCUUACUCGAGUAUGGCACGGAGCACUCUGGGCGACAAUGGAAAAGUACAACAUUAAUAAAAACAUAAUCAAAGUUAUCCAGAACCUCUACAAGGAUGCCACCAGUGCGGUGUACUUCAACAAUAAUAUUGGGGACUGGUUCAAAACCACAGUUGGAGUAAUCAAUACACGUAACGCUCAACCCUGAGGAAAAAUCAGCAGCCGGAAAUUGUAGGCAGUUUGCAGCACACAGUACUACACCAUGUCAGAACCUGCGACGCUAAUGACCCCCCCCCCCCCCAAAAAAAAAAAUAAAAUAAAUCGGGUAUUUUCCGUUUAUUUGGACACAUCGGCUGCGUGGUAAAAGGGGGUGGGGAGGGGGCUGCUUUGUUGGUGACCUCGUGCCAACUAUCCCAGGCUUUUUAUUCUUUUAAGGAAGGGGGGAUAAAUCAGCCAUUAUUUAUGAAUGUAUUUCUUCUCAUUUUUCUAUAUUCGAUAUCGUUUUUUUUUUCUAAAUCUUAAAUAAGACUAAAGGGCAACCAUUAUGUAAUGUACAAAUACCGAAGUGCAGACAAUCUCUGUAACCAACACUCAUAGGUACAGGCUGAUCUUGUCCGAGCCCUUUGCAGUUUAGAAUCUAACUAAAGAUUCUAAUCUGAUCUGUGUGGCUUGUUUCAAUUUUCACCAGAUAUGUUUUACAUCACGUGACUUUCUCUGACUUUUCCAAAUGUUUAACUAUCUUUUCAAUCGUUUUGAAUAGUGCACACCUUUUCAGACACAGUGUUUAAUUUACUAGACGGAGUACAGCAAGAAGUGUUAUCUUUUGUCGCGAAUGGAAUAUAUCUGAGGAUUAAAGCCUCUUGAGCCUCUGCUAACAUUAGGCGUAAACCUCAAACGGCACAGAGUGUUCACUUCUGUGAGUGUCUGCCGAGGUUCGAACCCUUCUGAAUCCCUUGACCAGAUAGAAGGAUUUUACUCACAGGCCAGGAUAAUGUAAAGGCCAGGAAUGUAAGAUGUCUCCUCACCGACUUCUCCGAUAAGCAUUUAAUAGCAUUCGUUGUUUGGGUUCACGACCCCUUGAGCCCUACUUGGGUUUUUCCAUCCCAGCGAGGCUGGAUGCAGAUCUCCUCCCCGUGUUCUUACCUGAAUCGUUGUAAAAGAUCAGUCAUCGUGAGCGUGCGGCCCCUGUCAAGAAACGGCUUGACGGACGGGACGAUCUUGUGUAGCCUAUCUUUCCUUUUCACCAGGUGGAAUGUCUGUCAGAGCAUGCUGUGCUGUUGGAGCCCACCUGAAGACCCGGUUUCAUCCCAGUUAGCUUGUCUGCGUUACGUGUAGCUUGAUCUGGAUCUGUUCUCUUAUUA
This is a messenger RNA of Biomphalaria glabrata, 7259 nucleotides long. RefSeq names its product neuropeptide CCHamide-1 receptor-like. Gene Ontology annotation, cellular component: membrane. The coding region runs from base 221 to 1816 and encodes 531 amino acids. Gene Ontology annotation, biological process: G protein-coupled receptor signaling pathway. NCBI's taxonomy places the organism in Eukaryota, Metazoa, Mollusca, Gastropoda, Planorbidae. Gene Ontology annotation, molecular function: G protein-coupled receptor activity. The transcript is spliced from 4 exons. The record is from RefSeq and is a predicted model, not a curated record.